This is a messenger RNA of Ruditapes philippinarum (Manila clam), 1716 nucleotides long. RefSeq lists its product as uncharacterized. Bases 1 to 1716 code for a protein of 571 amino acids. Gene Ontology annotation, molecular function: zinc ion binding. The transcript has a single exon. Lineage: Eukaryota; Metazoa; Mollusca; Bivalvia; Venerida; Veneridae. The record is from RefSeq and is a predicted model, not a curated record.
AUGGCUGCCAAUCGGAAUAGCAAUGCAAAUCAUGAACUGUCCUUGUGUCAGCCAUGCUUGAAUAUGGAUACAAUAACAGAUGCCAAUAUUUUUUGUCGAACUUGUAACGAAUUUCAGUGUAUGGAUUGUUCAAAAGUUCAUGAAACACACACCUUCCUGAGAAGUCACACAUUAGUGGAUGCGAAUGAUUCAAACAUCGCACAAACAAAAUUUGAUAUGAAAGGUAUAGAUCAAUGUAUUCUGCAUCAGAGGGAUUUAGAGUAUUUUUGUGAAGAUGAGGAAAAGCUUUGUUGCAGUACUUGCGCUAUUGUAAAUCACCGUAAAUGUCAAAGUGUUGUAGACGUCAAGGCUGUCGUUGAGUCAGACCGUAAAAGGUCAUAUGCAAAGGUCAAAUUACAGGAAGUUAAAGAGAAGGCAGAAAAAAUUAUAAAUAACGUAGUCUGCUCUAAAAGGAAACUUGAAGAAGAUGUUACAGACAUACCAGUAAAAAUAAAGAAAAGGCGGGAUGAAGUAAAUAAAAUGUUCGACGAAUUAGAAAUGUCCAUUGUUAAACAAGCUAAAUCUUUACAGACAGAAACAUUUGUAAAGCUUACAACAAAGCAGACACAGAACGAGAAGUAUCUAGCCGAUAUAACAACGUGUCUAAAAACAAUUGAUGAAGUAUAUGAGAAUGGAACUUCGAUUGAGCAGUUUAUUGUGGAGGAGAAAAUGAAGGAAGAGAUCAACUUACUUCACACAAAUGUCGAUGCAGAAUGCAAAGGCUUAGAGACAAUGACGGUAAACUUUGCGUUUGACGAAGUAUUUAACCUGCCACCACUUCCUUUCGCUGAUUAUGUUUCAGGACAACUGAGUUUGAGAUCACAUCUGUCAGAGACUGCCGGCAUUAUAACACCUGUUGACAAAGCAAUUAAUAUAACACCGGUAUGCUGUGUUGAUUUAAAGCAAAGUAAAGAUGACGAAGGCGAACCGUUUUAUACAGGGAUAGAUUUUCUACCAGAUGGUAGACUAGUUGUUGUGGAUAAUACAAACAAGAAAUGCCUAGUAUACAAUGAGAAGCUUGAGAAACUAGGAUCAUAUCAGUUAUCUUACAAGCCACUAUCUGUUGUUGCCAUAUCUGAUGAGGCAGUAAUGAUUACAAGUGGAAAUGCAUUGAGGUUAGACAUUUUACGUGUAAAUAAAUCAAAUCAGAUAAUUUUAAAUAGAACAAAAAUGGUAACCACAAAAUAUGACUCGAUAUGUGUAAACGAUGAAGAAAAUUUUGUCGGAGGAACAUAUGACCAUUCAAGACCAGUUCGUAUUAUAUCAUUAACAGGAAAUGAAAAAGAUAUCAAUGCAAACUUCCCCAAAAAGAUAUAUCCAAUAGAAGCAAGUGCGUGUACUUAUGAUAGGAAUACUGAGAAACUGACACUCACAGAUAAAUACGAGCAUACUGUGUACAUAUAUGAUACCAAGACAAACACGAGAGUCGUGGUGAAGGAUGAUAAGAUACAGGAGCCACGUGGUGUGACAGUUGGACCAUUGGACACUAUUUUUGUUUGUAGUAAAAACACACACUCCAUUGUGCAGAUUUCUCAAACCGGUAGAAUCGUAUCGUCACACAAGACGGAUAUGGAAUAUCCAAGAACAAUCUGUAUAUCAAGAGACAAAUCAUUUCUUGUUGUAUCAAACGCAUGUAAUGGCAAGAGAAAAUUACAGAAGUUACAAGUAACAUAUUGA